AUGACCUUCGCUACUCUGUGGUACAGCCACCCCCGAAAGUUCGGCAAGGGCUCGCGCCAGUGCUACGAGCACAUCGACAGCACCAAACGCAUGAAUCACCACCGUAUAUCGACCCGCAGUAUCGACGAAGCAUCGACGCAGCUUCCUCCGCCGCCGCCGCCACUACGUCCACGACCAAGCAUGAUAUCGGUGCAGCGCCAGAGAUCCCAGAACACCUCGACCAAGCAGCAGUUCAUCUCUUCUGCUUAUGCAGAUGGCAUAUCUGUCGGAGAAAAUGGAAACGGAGAUAGUCGGCAGGAGGACAUUGGAAGCGACAUCUCUGCAGCAAAGAUCAUGUUAUUCCAGCAGCCGUUCGUUCACCGACAACGUUCGUUCCUCGACAAAGUCGUGGCGCAUCUGCCAUCGGGCUCGUCUUACAACGUUGUUCCGGGUUGGGCGACCUCGUGUCCCUCCGCAUUCUUAUUGGUCACACGCCAUCCUUCGCUUCCAAUGUGCAACGCCUCGACACUGCUCUCGAUGCUGCUCCAUGCUCAACCCGUCGGCGCCUUGUUCUGUCGAUAUGUUCGAUCGCUUAAACGUCUCGUACUGACCACAUCGGAUCUCGCUCGAUUCUCCACAAUAGCCGUGUCUGCGCCAACCAGGGUGGUAUCAUCCGAAAGUACGGCCUCGACAUCUGCCGUCAGUGCUUCCGCGAGCGCGCCGACCAGAUCGGUUUCCACAAGUACCGUUAAAGCACUUUCCGGUCUCUCGUCCAGCAACCCAUCGUCAUCCGCCCUAUCCCCCGUCUUUCUCGCAUCCAAAAGCCUCGGCCAGGGACGUUCGUCUAGACUUCACCUUCACCAUGUCCGACUCGCUCCACAUGGGUCUUGCAGCCCGAUCAUAGCCUCACGCUCGGUCGCGGCUGCCUGGUCGAUACCGUACGCGGCAGGAGGCAAUGCUACCGACGCUUGUCACUAG
Molecule: messenger RNA, 957 nt
Organism: Moesziomyces antarcticus
Lineage: Eukaryota; Fungi; Basidiomycota; Ustilaginomycetes; Ustilaginales; Ustilaginaceae
Exons: 3
Coding region: 1-957 (318 amino acids)
Source: RefSeq, a predicted model, not a curated record